Molecule: messenger RNA, 736 nt
Organism: Mirounga angustirostris (Northern elephant seal)
Lineage: Eukaryota; Metazoa; Chordata; Mammalia; Carnivora; Phocidae
Gene: LAMTOR5
Product: late endosomal/lysosomal adaptor, MAPK and MTOR activator 5
Exons: 4
Coding region: 190-465 (91 amino acids)
Biological process (GO): cellular response to amino acid stimulus; positive regulation of TORC1 signaling
Cellular component (GO): lysosome; cytoplasm; Ragulator complex
Molecular function (GO): guanyl-nucleotide exchange factor activity
Source: RefSeq, a predicted model, not a curated record
GGGCGGCGGCGGCGGCACGAUCUCGUCCCAACACAACGCGGAGGUCGCCCGGCGAAGUUUGUCCCUUUGGAGGCGCCGUCCCCCUCUGCGCCCGGCUCGAGUCAUGUGAGCGAGACGCGCUCCGGGCCCGGGGCGGAGAAGGAGGCGACGAGAGCUGCGGGAUCCGGGCCCCGGCGGAGGACGCGCGGGAUGGAGGCCACCUUGGAGCAGCACUUGGAGGAUACAAUGAAGAAUCCAUCCAUUGUUGGAGUCCUGUGCACAGAUUCACAAGGACUGAAUCUGGGCUGCCGUGGGACCCUGUCAGAUGAGCACGCUGGAGUGAUAUCUGUUCUAGCCCAGCAAGCAGCUAAGCUGACCUCAGACCCCACUGAUAUUCCUGUGGUGUGUCUAGAAUCAGAUAAUGGGAACAUUAUGAUCCAGAAACAUGAUGGCAUCACCGUGGCGGUCCACAAGAUGGCCUCUUGACGGCUCAUAGCAGUUCUCCAGCAGCCUGUCACCAGGGCUCCAUCCUACCUGUGUAAAUGAUCUUGUAGAACUGUGAAAGUCCCAGUAGUUAGGCCAUUUAUUUAGUGUGUAUUGGGCACAUUUCUGUUAAUUUUAGAGUUAGCUGCUUUUUGACAGUCAAUGGACUGACUUAUCCAAAUAUUAGUAAGAAAGGAUCAUGUUUUGAAACACCAGGUCCAGGUCACUUUGUACAUAGAAUUUUCUUAUGCUCAAUAAAUCUGGUCAGAGGAAA